Messenger RNA from Penicillium paradoxum, 534 nucleotides. RefSeq lists its product as uncharacterized. Gene Ontology annotation, biological process: autophagy of mitochondrion. Gene Ontology annotation, cellular component: mitochondrial outer membrane. Bases 1 to 534 code for a protein of 177 amino acids. The transcript is spliced from 2 exons. NCBI's taxonomy places the organism in Eukaryota, Fungi, Ascomycota, Eurotiomycetes, Eurotiales, Aspergillaceae. The record is from RefSeq and is a predicted model, not a curated record.
AUGUCUUUCAAACUAUUCACACACACACCUGCAACGCUUCUCCGCCUCGGUCUAGGCGUAGGCAUCGGGCUCUCUGCCGCAACCAUGCACCCUUUGUCACCCUUCCGCGCUCCUCCAAUGCGAUGUGACUAUGCAGAGCCACCCCCAGUGUAUGAAAAAUCCGUCUUCGAUAAGGACUCGGGGUGGACUGUGAACCCUGCGCACCCUUCCGAAUCCGUGGGGCAGCAGCAGGUUCGGAGCAAGCGGACUGGGAUGCUAAACGCCGAGACAAUGCGCCAGGUCAGUUUGGGAAGUGUGUUGGGGCUUGUCGCCGGCGUUGGGUUGCGGGCGUUUUCCAAGGCCUUGGUGGUAAUUUUGGGCAUGGGAGUGGUCUUUAUUGAGUACGCCGCAUCCAAGGGAUACAAUAUUCUUCCGAUCAACCGAAUUCAGAAAUAUGUUAAGCGGGUUGAUCUGCGUCGUGCUAUGAGUGAGCACCGGACGUUCAAGAUGAGUUUUGGUACUAUGAUGGCGAUGGCGGCGUUUGCGAACUUUUAG